ACCCUGGAGUUUCCAGUUCCGGCCUCACAGAGGCUGGAAGAAGUUGGGAGCAUGCGGCUGUCGGUCGCCGCUGCCAUUUCUCACGGCCGCGUAUUCCGCCGCCUGGGCCUUGGUCCCGAAUCCCGCAUCCACCUGCUGCAGAACUUGCUCACGGGACUGGUGCGACACGAACGCAUCGAGGCGUCAUGGGCACGCGUGGACGAGCUGAGGGGCUACGCGGAGAAGCUCAUCGACUAUGGGAAGCUGGGAGACACCAACGAACGAGCCAUGCGCAUGGCUGACUUCUGGCUCACGGAGAAAGACUUGAUCCCAAAGCUGUUUCACGUACUGGCCCCUCGGUACCAAGGUCAGAAUGGGGGCUACACGAGAAUGCUGCAGAUCCCAAACCGGAAUAAGCAGGAUCGGGCCAAGAUGGCAGUGAUCGAGUAUAAAGGGAACUGCCUUCCACCCCUGCCCCUUCCUCACAGAGACAGCAACCUCACACUCCUAAACCAGCUGCUUCAGGGGCUGCGGAAGGAUCAGGAAGCAAGCACCCACAGCUCCCACACAGUUCAAACACCAGAGAUUUAACUGGAGCCAAAGGGUAUGUGGCCCUCAUCAGUGCCCAUGAUCCACAGGCCUUGGGAGCGCUUUUAAUCUAAGAAGAACUGGAUCUUGAGUUGUAAAAUGAACUGUCUGAUUGGAGCCCAAAACCUUCUGGGAGCCAGAUAACCUUCUCUUUGCACAACAGAUAAAAUUCAGUGUAUGACUAUAUGUAAACUGAUUUUCUUUUCCCCUCCCCUUGGGAUUUCUGGAGAAUGAGAACUACCCACAUGCUCAGUCUGUGUGGGAUAGUAAAUUCAUGGUGUAUGUUUCUGGUUCUUAAAUCUGGGUUGGGUUGGGUUAGCACAGUUUUGUUUUUUUUAAUGCUAGAUUAUAUGGGGUAUGUAUCCUGUAAUUGCAAACUUAGCCCCCAGAGGUGAUUGAGUUUUGAUAUCUAGCAUAGAGACUGAGCCCCAGGGAUUUCUUAGAGAAGGAUUACCUCCUGACGGGUGGGAGGGUGAACAUCUAGAAGUGAACUUUCUGUAAUAAUCUGGUACUCUAGGAACCUUCAAGGUUCCAUUCCUCUGUUUCUGGACAAGAUCACAUAUCACCCUUAAGUGUUCACCUCAAGCCCCAAAUAGGCCUCAGAGGAGAGGACCUGAGAACUCAGAUGUACCACCACCCUGGCCAAGGGAGCGGAAGUGUUCAGCAGAGGAUGUUGACUCCAGGAUAAGCUCCUUCCUCUUGGGGUGGGAGUGGAAGGGUGAAGGAGAGGGUUGAAGUGGGAGGAAGAUUAGGAAGUUAAACCUGUGGGAAUUUCCUGGAAGUUUUCAAUCUGGGCCUCUCUGGGAACUCAGAAAAAGGACAUCCGGCUUCAGAAUGGUCAGGGCAUAUGAAAAGUAGGAAGUUCCUUUAUGUGCACUAGUUACUGUGAAGCCAGAUUUGGCCCAGGCAGGCUGCCCAUCCCUCACACUCAGGCUUGACAGGGGUGAUAGUCGUGGGAAUACUUGGAGCUGUCAUCCCUGCAUGAACACGUGAUAGCAAGGCCUAGCAAAUCCCAUCUUUCUAGUAAAGUGGAAAAAACAGAUUUUUAUCUUAGGCCAGACCUACAGAGGGGGUUUGGCCCACCAAACGCAUCCAUUGUCUGAGAUAAAAAGGCUGUAGGUGGAGGGGUCACUGGUCUAGCAGACAGAUAUUAGCUUCAGUGACAGAGCUAUUCUGGUACUAUUUCAGUACAGCUGCCCUAGUCUGAGACUCAUCUGCUCCCAACAGGGGUCUCAUCUCUUUUACUCUAUUCUAGUUGGUCUUUCACACUAUUGCCAGAAAGCUCUUUCUGACAUUAUAUUUUGAGUGACGUAUAGUAGACACUCAAAACAUUUAUUUAUUUAUGUAUUUAUUUAUUAUUUUUAUUUUUUAUUUAUUUAUUUUUUUGCGGUACGCGGGCCUCUCACUGUUGUGGCCUCUCCCGUUGCGGAGCACAGGCUCUGGACGCGCAGGCUCAGCGGCCAUGGCUUACGGGCCCAGCCGCUCCACGGCAUGUGGGAUCUUCCCAGACCGGGGCACGAACCUGUGUCCCCUGCAUCGGCAGGUGGACUCUCAACCACUGCGCCACCAGGCAAGCCCUCAAAACAUUUAUUGAAUAAACCUACAACUCUGAAUGCUUCUCUAAAAAAAUUUGCCCUCUUUUUAUCUUUUUGGUACGAACAUUCACCUCAGCCAGAUGUCUUAGAGUCAUCCUUGACUCCUAGAGAAAGCUCUUUCCUUAAAAUUAAAACCACAUCUUUAAGUAACGGUAACAGGUGAGUUAUGUCUGGACUCUCACAGCUUUUCCUCCUGGCCCCCAGAAAUAUAACUUCCUAACUUGCCUUCCUCCCCACUGCAGCCAUGGUGAUAGGAAUUUGCUAUCUUAAUUCUCUGCUUGAUCUCCAGUGGCUCUUCUCUUCCUGUAGGGAGAGUCCAGAUUCCUUACCAUGACUCGCCUCGGUGAGUAGGCACCUGCUCGUUGCUCCAACUUCUUCCCUUGCCUCUAAUUUUAUGCUCCAGAGGCUUGGAAGGCCUUAUUUUGACUGUUUCCCUAUGCAGGUCUUUUCCUAACACCUUCUGUUCAUCUACCACCCAGAAAACCCUCCCCCUUUUACCUACCUGCCUUGUACACAAACUUUUGGCAUCUCCUGGAUGACUGCUCUGACCAUCUCCACACCUAAGUUCAUUACUUUGUGACCCUAGGUGCCACUAUGGUAUUCCCAUAAUGCACUGGAUUUACCACAUUGCAUUACAAUUCCCUGCAGUGGGUUAAUUCCCAAACAUCCACCCCAGGUUAGUUUAAGGCAGUCCUGCUACUUCCAUCCCCUAGCUAUUGAUGGAUUCAGGGAUGGACAGGCCUUAAAUAAUUUGAGGCAAUGAGAAUCCAGGCUCAACUCUGCUAGAUAAGACUAAGAUUGCUUGUUAUUCUGAUAAACACAGGGAACUGGCUCUAGGCUGAAGAUGACACUUAGAGUGGCAGGUCAGAACAACUAAAAGAUACUAUAUAGUAAGAAUCUUUAGUGACUACUCCCAUUUGUGCCUGAGUUUUCUGUUAAUUUCUACUGAAAGUAAUCUGGUAAAUUAUUUUGUACUGUUGAAUCUUUAUUGUUUCCCCAAUUUUUUUUUACUAUGACCCACAGAUCAAAAAACACAUCAGAACACGAAAUGACAUGUAUAUAUAUAAUUGAAACAAAAGCGUCACAAAACAUUAUUUAUUUGUACAAAUAUCAUGUGCAUCGAUAUUGUCUACUCUUCUAGUUUACUUUUUUAAAAUGAUGGCCCCAAUUCACUAAGUUGAUUUUACAACUCACUAAUGUUUUACUACCUUCUCUGAGAAACACUGAUCUAAACCAGCAUUACAGUGAUUCACCAUUACCUUUGCUGGAUAAAAUCCAGGCUUCUAUCAUGGCACAAAGGCCAUCUAUGGCCUGGUCUCAGUCACCUCUCAGGCUCGUCUCCUACCAUUACCUGCUACCACCCUUCACAGGAAAUUAACUUGUUAUUCUCUGAAUAUAUCAUACCUUUUUGCAUGAUGGUGCCUUUACUAUUGUGCUUGCCCUGUUUCAAAUUACCUCCUACACGUCGUUCAAAUCUCUACUCAAAGUCACUGCUUUGAGGCCUUCUCCAAAUUCCACAUCAUCCUCCAGAUGGGGCUAGGUCCAUUCCUGGGUGCAGUAAUAGCCCUUGGGUCAUAUGUCUGUCAAAGCAUUCAUUACACUCUACUACAGUAGCCUGUCUGCUUGACUGAUGCCUUCACUCAACUGAGCUCCCAAAGCCAGGAACUGGGACUCAUUCUUCUGGGUAACUCUAUACCUACCACUGGACCUGAUUCAAUAUAUGUUUAUUAAAUGAGGAGGAGUAAGCUACAUGUUUAUGACAUAGUCAGCUCCCUGGCUUAACUGUAUAAAACCAUAAACAUGGUACUGUGUGCAGGGACAGUGCUAAGCUACCCUGCUGAGUAUACCAAGACUGAAGAAAUGGGCUCCUUCCUCUCCAGGGAUUUAAGUGUUCAUAAUGACAGUCAUGAAUGUAAGCAUGUGUCUAAUUCAUUUCCCACACAUUUCAUAUUUCAAUUUCCUGAAAUAUUUCUAACCUACCUACAGACAGAAAAUACCUAUACAUUUUCCAAGACAUAGCCAAAAGCUGAUCUGAUGCCUCUUCUGAGAAGUAUUCACUGAAUUCUGCAAGCUAAGUUAGGGACUUUUCCAGUGGUCCAGUUUCACACGUACAUCAUUGUAGCAAUGGCACAAUUACAUUGUUCAGCACCCAUAACUAGCUGAUUUAUUCCUAGAGGGUAGGGGACAUACCUAAUCAACUCUUGGGCUACCCAGUAGAGAACAUGGAACAAAAUAGGCGUCUAUAAAUGUCUGUUGUACUGAGUUCUUCAGCCUAGCUCUGCAUUUUAGGUUUACUAACUCCUCCCUUCCCCAGUUUCCUCUUACUUCAUCUGAAAAUGAACUUCCUGCAACACUGAUUCCCCAUUGUUCACUACUGAGUAACGUCUGUACCCUUAAGGUUUUCCUGUCCGUGCCCUUAAAUGUGGGGCCAUAUUGUAGCUCUCUGACUCAGGGACAUGAAUUCGGUAGUUAAAUUUGAGAUACCCUAAUAAUAAAAAUGGUCUGUGUGCUUAUAUUUUGAGGAAAGAAGUUUCACCUUUUCUGAUAUUUUGCAUUCUGUUCCACAGUAUAUCUGUUUAAUAUAAAAGUAAUGUUUUUAGUUCUUGCAAGUUAAAUAUUGUACAUUGCACACAUACAUACACACACAAUUCUAUCAAAAUUGAUGCUCUAAGCUCUAAGAAGAUGAGCCUUGUUUACGCUGUGGCUUCACAUAUGCCUUGGCAUACCACCGUGUAGCCCAGCAUGGGAAGCACAGCAUUAAAGUUUUACUGCUAUUCACUUCAAGGAGAUGAAAAUGCAAACGCUGUACCUAGAGAUGUCACUGAAAACUCAAUGCCAUUGUUCUGACUUAAUUUCUAACUUCUCCUUAAAAUGGUCUCAGAAGCUUUCCUACAGUUAUCUUUUCCUUUUAUCCCAAAAGGAACAAAAGAAAGGAAAAAUAGUUCAGUUUUGUAUGUGCUGAGUUUGAGAUCCCUGGGAGCAUGUGGAGAUUAGGAAAGAGUUCUUCGCCGGGAAAAGAGAUUUGGGAGUUCUUGGCAAUUAAAGCUAAGGAAAUGGAUGGGAUGACUCAGAGUGUAUAUGUAGAGGGAAAGGAGACUGAGGUCAGACAUUAGAGGACAGACAGGAUGCAGAAUCUAUGAAGGAGACUGAGAAAUUGCCUUACAGAGAGGAAAGAGAACCUGCAAAAUUCAUCACAGUACCCAGUACAGUGUCUUCCUUGUACAUAAGAGACACUCAAAAAAUAAUUAUCAAAUGAAUUUAGCAAGCAUAGUCCUUUUUCAUUCAAAGCACUGUGCUAGUAUAGAGAAUACAGGGAUGACUCCUGGGGCCAUCAGGCCAGUUGGAGAGACAGGUCAUGAAUAAGUGUAAGAUAGUAAGACAGGUAGCUAAGAAAGUGGUGUGCACAAGGCAUACUGGAGUACCAAGAAAGGAGGAGGUCAUAAGGAACUUUUCAAAGGAAACAAUGCUAGGGCUGCAUCUUGAAGAAUGAAUAAGCAUUCAUCAAGCUUUGGGUAGAGAGGUCCUCUGGGAGGGCAUUCCAGGCAGCAAGCUCUGCAGGUAGAAGUGCACUGAAUUAUGAAACAGAAUGGAGUGGUUGAGAAAUUCCAAGUAAGUAAUUUGGUACAGCUGGGAUUUAGUUUUGAGGAAGAAGUGGAGGAAAUGAAGCAGGAAAGCCAGGCAAGAUCAGGUUACAAAGCACCCUGUAAGACAUGAUAAAGUGCUUGGAUUUUAUCCUGAAGACCAGGGGAAGCCACUGAAGGAUUUUUAAAUGGAGAGAAAAGGGAUCAGAUUUACAAUUCAGAAAUAUCAUUCUUCCAUCAGACCGGAAGAUGGGUUAGGGGCCAAGACUAGAAGCAAGGAAACCGAAUAGGAGGCUAGUUAAGGAAUCCAAGGGGAGUUGAGAGAAGGCUAGACUAGGCCAGAAGCAGGGGGGAAGGAGAGAAGCCAACAGACCAAACAGAUAUACAGGAGAUAGAAUAGACUAGACAUCGUGUGUGACUACACGAGGUAGAGGAAGAAGUUAAGAGUCAAGCACGAUACCAAGUUUCUACUUGGGCAGUUGGAUGAAGUAAUUCCAUUCACAGAGAAUGAGGAUAGCAGAGGAGAAGCAGGUCUGAGAUUCUGUGAUGAGCUUUGUUGUAAACGUAUUCAUGUUACAGAGUUGUCUUGUGAACAGUUGUUCUGGAGCUCAAAGGAUAUAGGUAAGCCAGCAAUACAGAUGUGCUAUUCACACAUAGGAGGAAAUUGAAGCAAUUGGACUAGAUGAGAUUUCCCAGACAAAAAAUAUAGAGUAAAAGUAAAAGAAAAAGGAUAGAGCCAAUAUUCAAAGGCCAGACAGAAAAAAAGAGAAGCCCUCGGAGGAGGGUGAAAAGAAGGACUACAGCUAGAACACUGGUGUCUCAAAAUCCAAGGGAGGUGGGGUCAAAAACAUCUCCCUCAGAUUCUGAGGUCCUAAGGACAGACACUAGAUGAUUUUUGUAUUCUUAGAAACUAAUGUUGGCCAGGCUCCAGAAUAGUGGUUUAAUGAGUAUCUUUGGCCAUUGGACUUAAAAGUUAGGAUGUUCACUGUUGGCCUCUAAUGGAGCAGUCUCUUGAGAGGGGCAAAAGCAGAAACUAUAAAGACAACUGGAAAAGUUUGGUGACAAUGAAAAGAGAAGAUACGGCAGCAACUUGAGAGGAAAGGAGAUUUAAAAAGUGAAUUUGGGGGCUUCCCUGGUGGCGCAGUGGUUGAGAGUCCGCCUGCCGACGCAGGGGACACGGGUUCGUGCCCCGGUCUGGGAAGAUCCCACAUGCCGCGGAGCGGCUGGGCCCGUGAGCCAUGGCCGCUGAGCCUGUGCGUCCGGAGCCUGUGCUCCGCAACGGGAGAGGCCGCAACAGUGAGAGGCCCGCGUACCGGAAAAAAAAAAAAAAUGAAUUUUGAAGAUUAAUGUAUUUAUUUUUUGCUAUGGUCUGAAUGUUUGUGUCACACCCCUACCCAGAUUCAUAUGCUGAAAUCCUAAUGCCCAAUUUGAUGGUAUUGGGAGGUGGGGCCUUUGGAAGGUGCUUAGGUCAUGAGGGUGGAAGCCUCACAAAUGGGAAUAUUGUUCUUAUAAAGGAGACCCCACAGAGAUCUCUUGCUCCCUGCACCAUGAGAGGGCACAGUGAGAAGGUGCUGGCUGUGAACCUGCACGAGGGUCCUCACCAGAACGCAGCCAUGCUAGUACCUCGAUCUUGGACUUUCCAUCCUCCAGAACUAUGAGAAAUAAAUUUCUAUUGUUUAUAAAUUACCCAGUCUGCAGUAUUUUGUAAUAACAGCCCAAACAGACUAAGACAAUUUUAUAAUGAGUACUUAUUAUGGCCUUAGUUAUGGAGAUAAGACAGGCCUUAGUUAUGGAGAUAAGACACUUAAGGGUUUAUAUAGGUUUGAGGGAAAAGUCCAAAAUCUUGUGUUGAGGGCAAAGGGGAUGGAAGAGAGCUUUGUCGUUUGCCACUGUGGCUUCCAUGGCUCUUCCACCUUUAUGUAAAGCCUCUUUUCUCUGGAGACUCAAGACCUUGGUUGACCACCUCCUCCUGAUGUUCUUGGCCUUAGCUGCUACAGGAUGCCUAAAGCACCUGCUGGCCCAACGUACAGGAAGUCAGUUGGCAAGCUUGCAGUUUGAACGUGUCUGCCUUUGAGGAGAAAACAUACACAGUGUAUAGCCCAGAGCUAGUCACAAAAUGAAUCGUUAAAUUCCGUCAGUCUCAGACCUAACAGGAUGGGCUACAGCAGACAGACAAAAUAUCAGGAAUUCCGAACAUGACUGAGAAGUCAACAUGGAGCUAGCAGAGAUAAAAGCAAGUACAGGAAAAGUCAAAAUUCUGGAGGGGUUUUGUAACACUAAGAACCCUACCCCACAUCUGUCUUUUUUAUAACAGACUGGGCCAUUCAUGCCAGGCUGACGGGGGGUGAAGGUGGGGGAAGACAGCUUCUGAUCACUCACACAUUCAUUCAAGUCUUAGGCCCAGAGUCUUACUCACCAUCCCAACCUUGGAUGCCCCAUUCAACACUCUGCCCCUUGGACUUCCCUGCCGGCACAGUGGUUAAGAAUCAGCCUGCCAAUGCAGGGGACACAGGUUCGAUCCCUGGUCUGGGAAGAUCCCACAUGCCGCAGAGCAACUAAGCCCGUGUGCCACAACCACUGGGCCCACAUGCCACAACUACUGAAGCCCGCGCGUUCUAGGGCCUGCAUGCUGCAACUACUGAGCCCGUGUGCUGCAACUACUGAAGCCUGUGUGCCUAGAGCCCGUGCUCCACAACAAGAGAAGCCACCACAAUAAGAAGCCCAUGCACUACAACGAAGAGUAGCCCCCACUCGCUGCAACUAGAGAAAACCCAUGCUCAGCAACAAAGACCCAAUGCAGCCAAUAAAUAAAUAAAUAAAUAAAAUUUUUAAAAUUUUAUUAAAAAAAAAAGACUCUGGCCCCAUAGUUCUUUAUUGUUCUCUCCUACUGAAGCCCAUCAAUCCAGCGUGCUCUGUUUACCAGGCCUUUGACCCUUUCAUGACCAGAUCUACUUUAGCCCUGAAGCUUUAUCCUCCAGAAUCUCACUCUCUAAACCCAGCUUCUUGCCUCUGGAUCUCCCUUUGC
Molecule: messenger RNA, 8768 nt
Organism: Globicephala melas (long-finned pilot whale)
Lineage: Eukaryota; Metazoa; Chordata; Mammalia; Artiodactyla; Delphinidae
Gene: MRPL17
Product: mitochondrial ribosomal protein L17
Biological process (GO): translation
Cellular component (GO): ribosome; mitochondrial large ribosomal subunit
Molecular function (GO): structural constituent of ribosome
Source: RefSeq, a predicted model, not a curated record